UGGUACCGGUACCUGCCUCCACCUUGACGCAGCUCUGACGGACCGUCAGUCGGCAUGACAACGCGCUCUCGAGGGCAAACCUGGAACGGCUGAUGGGCGCGAGGAUGGCAGCAAAAGAUGCCCAGUAACGGAAGCAGCGGCGGGAACCGAGCGAGCGGCGACGGGGGAGGCGGUACGUGCUCCGGCAGCGGCACCGGGAGCGGCUCGGUCCAUGUGCCGGCCAUGGAAAGAGCCCGACCGGCCACGGUGACGGUGUCCGCGGUGAGCCUGGCGCUCAGCGUGCUGUCGCUGCUGCUGCUGGUCACCGCCAUCUCCACCGACCACUGGUACCAGACCGACACCCGCCGCCACAAGGACAACUGCGACCGCCACGGAUCCGACUCCAACGACCAGAAGAACCGGGAGAUGCCCAUCUAUCACCUGCCGCUGGUGGACACCGGCAGCGGCGGCGCCCGGCAGCGGGACGUAGCGCUCAUGAAGCCCGUUCAUGUGGGCAGCAGAGAGGAGGAGCUGCUGGAGAACUGGAGGGCCAUCCUGGGGAUGGGCAUCCUGGAGACGGAGUGCGGCAGGCCGCUGUUCUCCACGCAUUCCGGCCUCUGGAGGAAGUGCUACUUCAAGGGCCUGGACCCGGACAUCGACAAGCUCAUAGACCGAGGUAUCGCAGAUCGCUGCACUGCCGUCAAAUAUCACUUCUCUCAACCAAUCAGACUCCGGAACAUCCCCCUGAACCUGACCAGGACCAUCCAGCAGGACGAGUGGCACCUGCUGCACCUGCGGCGGAUCACGGCCGGGUUCCUCGGCAUGGCGGCUGCCGUCCUGCUGUGCGGCAGCAUCGUGGCGUCAGUCGGGUUCUUCUGGGAGGAGAGUCUGACUCAACACGUCUCUGGGCUGCUGUUCCUCAUGGCAGGGAUCUUCUGCACCAUCUCUCUGUGCACCUAUGCAGCCAGUGUGACCUACGACCUGUCCAGGAACCCUCCCUUCAUCUAUGGUCUUCCAGCAGACGUGGACCACGGCUAUGGUUGGUCCAUCUGCUGCGCCUGGGCCAGUCUGGGUCUGACAGUGGCCUCCGGCUGCCUUGGAACCACCUUCCCCUUCCUGAGCAGAGCCGGAGCGCUGCGGUCCAAAACCGCCCGCGAGUCCUCCGUCUGAGCUGCUCAGGAGACCGGACUCACCUGGAACACACCUGGACCUGCUGCAGGUUCUCUUAGGUUCUAGACAGACUCCAGCUGGAGCUGCUACCUGUUUGAACAACAGCGCCUCCUUCUGGCUGGUUCUGAUGUGGACGUGAAGAAACCCAGUCCAGGCCUCCACAGUAUCUCCAUCUGGACCCCUGUUAACCUGGUUCAUGCUCACCUGCUCAGGUGGGCGUGGCCACUGUUGACAUCACUGAUUGGGUUCAUUGAUUAUCAGGCAGGAAGUUCUCCUGAUCAGUGGCUCAUCCACAAACUGUCAGGUCAUUGACCAGCUGAUGUAUGGAGUCCAGGCGAGUCCAGGUGAGUCCAGGCGAGUCCAGGUGAGUCCAGGCGAGUCCAGGUGAGUCCAGGCGAGUCCAGGUGAGUCCAGGUGACCAUCUUCACUCCACUUUAUUGUUUGAUCAGUGACACCCCCAGACUGGGCAGGAUAUUUACACACCUGUAGGAGGACCUGCUCACCUGACACCAGGACCAGCACCUCGUCCAGAACUUUUAAAACCACAAUCAGUCAUGAGCCAGACCACAUCUGCUGUUCUCAAGGUCCUCCACAGCUGGGCCAGGUCCUCCUGUGGUUUUGGAUCAGGUUGUGAAGCUCCGGACCUGUUUCUGCAGCUGUUGGUGGCUCCAUCCCUUCAGGAUCAUACUUUCUACAUCUUCACAGAGACAAUGUUCUAACUCCAGCAGAGAUUGCCUCAUGUGGAUCACAGAAUGUGUCUGAUUCAGCAGCUAGUCCAGAUCAGACUGCAUCUCUGUGUUUGGGAUUGUUCUCCAGGCUCUGUGGAUGGGAAGAUGGAAGAUCAAAGCUCCUCCAACUACAGCUCUAGUGAGGAACACGAAGGUGAUGGAGAUCUAUCAGUGAGGAACAACAUUCACACAGACCUUCUGAGGAUUUGGUGGACUUCCAUCACGUCAACCUUUGUAGAUGCAGAAAGCAGGAACUGGCCUGUACUGAGCAACACCUGAGGCAGCAUCCAAUCAGGAAGCCCCUCCAGUGUAAACAAGGUCAGCUGACCUGCUGAUGGACAAAUCAGUGUCUGUCUUCAGAGAGCUCGUCCAAUCAGGACACACGCUGUGUUUUUAUUCUCAGCAGUAGAUUGUUGAUGUUUAAGCCACGUGUUGACUAGAUGCGAUUUUCCCACAUGGUAACGCACCACAUCUGAAAAUCCCACAGACAACGGACGGUCACUAGUGGACGACAGCAUGGUCACAUGACAGCGCUGGACCAACAGCAGGUCACUACGUGGUCACAUGACCGAGCUUUCAGCUGGACAGUCCAGCACAUGAGUCGGAUAAACACAGAGCAUGUGGCAUUCUGGUCCGGUUGCAGUGUGUUUACCUGCAGCUCAUUUGCAUAAAGUAGACUGGACUUCUACUUUAUGCAAAUUUAAUGUGGCGUGAGGAGAUUCCACACAUCCUGAAACUGUCCUCAAACUUCUAAACCAGCUGUUGGUGAACUAAAACCAGGACAGAUUCUGCUGCUGCAGAUUAUUUCUCUCCUCAAAUGCUUUCAGAAAUAUUUUUCACUGAAGUGUAGCGACCCGCUAGUGACCGACAGCCGGCCUUGCGAUGUUCAGAUGUGGUGCGUUACCGUGUUGGAAAAUCACAUCUAGGGGACACGUGGCUUUAGUCACAUGUUAACCUGAACACGCAACAUACACACCACAUACACACAGAGCAGUGAAGACAGAGAAAGCAGAAAGAACAGAACCAACUUCAAUUUCCCCGCAGAUUAAUAAAGUAUCUCUAUCUAUGCGCAUACACACAACAUACACACAUUAACAUAAUUCACAACAUGAACACACAUCCACAUAUAGGGGGCGCUGCUGAUCCAGCCCUGCAGGUUGUUGGAGUCUAAUGUUGAUUUCUGGGCCCAUCAGAGACGUUUCAUAGCGGCAGGAUAAAGUCUGUUUCUCAGCUUCUAAACAAACAUCCUCAGAUCAGAUUUAAUCCAUAUGUUCAGACCCAAACAGACUAAAUCCUCAUUAGUCUUGGUCAUGGUGCCGGUUUCUGCUAAACUCCCACAAUGCUCUCUGAUUUACCAUGAACUGUAAUCUCAGUGACAAACAGGAAGAGGCUCCACCUGGUGGAACAACCAGGACCUGCAGCUGAUCUAUAGCUACAUCUAUGACAUCAUGGAGAGAAAACUGGUUUACUGCAGUACAUCCUACCAUCUAGUACUACAGUUAUCCUCUAGUACUCUCUAAAUGGUAAAUGGUUGUAUUUAUUUCGCGCUUUACAUGAUGAUACAUCACAUUCACCCAUUCACACACUGAUGGCGGAAGCUGCCAUGCAAGGCGCUAACCACGACCCACCAGGAGCAGUUAGGGGUUAGGGGUCUCACUCAGGAACACCUCGAUAUGAGCACGACGGGCCGAAGAUCGAACUGCAACCUUCCGGUUGUGAGACGGCCACUCUACCCACUGAGCCAUGCCGUCUCUAGUACUACAGUUAUCCUCUAGUACUACAUUCGGACAGUGUUCUUGUAUUCAUGCAUUGCAGAGACAUCCAGUUGUUCAGCAGAUACAGUGGACUGACUUGCUUUACUGUAAUCUAAUUGUAUUGUGUAUUAACAGGAAAAUGGAAUUAGAUCAGACUGAAUAUUGAAUGACUUGAAUCAGACUGAUGGCAAACAAACUGAAUCGGGACAUUCCUAGUUAGAAUGCCUAAAGUUCUCUCCAAGUAAAAAUCACAGAGACAGUAGGAGAACAGUAGAACCCAGAACCCAAACAUCAGCCCAGUGUGAAUAAGGCAGACUGAUCAGGACUGAAGCAGACCUCUUACUGCAGGGUUGAAUCAGCAUUCCUCCUCUCAGACAGACGUGUACAUAGAAGUGUUUUUAUCUGAAGCAGUGUUAUGUUAGUUUCAUACUUUCAGACGUCAGCUGCGAGCUGAGCCACAGACUGAACUGUUUAACCACGCUGACUGAGGAGAACACGUGGAACCUUUACAACGGAACCAAACGAGUCCCUUUACUCUUCAAACAGCCGACUCAGCAGGCACCUGUGGAACAUCAGAACCCUGUGUUGCUCUGGAGGAGAACCACCGUCUCCUCCACCUGCUCAGGUGUGGCCAGGUGACCAGGUACUGAUGCGUUCUGUGACACCUGCUGCUUGGUGCUUUGUUCCUCAUAAAAUGAAGGAGUCAACAUUCAGCCAGGUCUGAGGGCUCUCUAAUAAUCAGUGUCUUUCUAACGCCCCCUGAUACCCCUGAUACCCCAUCUCUUUACCCUCUGACUGUGCGGGCUGAGUGCAGUGACUGUUUCUUCGCUAUUAACAGGGUAUGUCUGAGAUAAUGUUGACGUCCAAUCAGGUAUAAAUGAUCAGCAUCUAUCCAGUACUCCUCAUCAGAUCCCUAGAUGCCUUCUGAAGCCCCUCCUCCUGAUACCCCAGAUUGAUCUGUUAAUAUCCUAAUUGCCUUUCAUAUUCUCUGAUACCCCAUAUUUUCUCAGAUGCCCUGUUUUGAUACCUCAUUUUCCUUAAAUACCCCCUGAUGCCUUCUGUAAUGCCUGAUACCCCACCAUACCCAUCAUACUGGUUCCAUCACUCACUCAAACCCUGCAAUAGGCUCUGCCACACAACAUACCCCUCACUGAACCUUUGAUGCCCUCUGAUGCCCCAACAUACUCUCUGAUCCCUACCAGUCCACUCGCUAUAUGCUAAGUUCUCCCUAAAAUUCCCUAAUUCCUCCAGAAACCCCUCUGGGGCAUUUGAGAUCAUUUGUUACAACAUUUUCCCCUCUGAAACCCACCACACCCUUUAAAAAUACCCAUCAUACCCCUCUAGUACCCAUCAUACCCUUUUAGUACAAUCUGUGAUCACCAUAAUACCUCCAGUGUCUUCAGAUUCCUGAUAUAUUUGUUGCUACCUCUGUUCUACCCUCUAACCAUGAUGCCCUCCUAUUCUCCUGCUGUUGCCCUCCCAGAUGCCCCUCAUUCUUUCUGUUGCCUAUGAUACCCCAUAAUACCCCUCCUCUGGUCUUAAUGCUCUGUAAUAUAUCACACUCCCAUACCUUUCUUGUAACAUGUGAUGCCCUUUGAUGCCCCAUUUGCCCCUCCUAUUUCCUGAUACCAAUGAAUACUCCUCCAUGGUUUGUACCGCAUCAUAUACAUGCUGUUACCCAUAAUCCUCUUCACUGUCUACCCCCAUACCCUGUCGUACCCUCUCCUUUACCCUCCCAAGACCACCUUUUCCACCCUAAGGAGACCUCCUUAGGGUGGAAAAGGUGGUCUUAGGUGGUCGUGUUGAAGAUCUAAAAUAAGUUGGACCAAGUGGAGCUUUGGAACAUGUAGAGAACAUAGUGGAACAUGUAGAGAAUGUAGCAACAGACAGUGAUUCUAAACUUAGCAAACUAAACUGAUCUGGAGUCUGAACCAGAGUCUGCUGACCUCUGCUGGUGGAGGUUUGUUUGUCUGGAGAUCCUGAAGUUUAAUUCCAGUAAACCUCCAGACCCUGAUGAGGAAACGACAUCCUAUUAUACUCCCCUAUUCUGUCUGAAACAUCCUCCCUGUCCUCUGCUGCCCCCUGCUGGACAUUCUGUGUGGUUUGUGUUGGGAUCCUGAUGUUGAGCUGUAAAUAAACAGUAUAAACCUGA
Messenger RNA from Acanthochromis polyacanthus (spiny chromis), 5783 nucleotides. RefSeq names its product transmembrane protein 178a (gene tmem178a). The record is from RefSeq and is a predicted model, not a curated record. The transcript is spliced from 4 exons. Gene Ontology annotation, cellular component: endoplasmic reticulum membrane. Lineage: Eukaryota; Metazoa; Chordata; Actinopteri; Pomacentridae. Bases 118 to 1149 code for a protein of 343 amino acids. Gene Ontology annotation, biological process: negative regulation of osteoclast differentiation; regulation of cytosolic calcium ion concentration.